AUGAGGAGACCGGAAGCUUCAAGGAACACCCCGUGGCUCAAUAUAGAUGGUGAGAAAGAAAUGUGUGGUGACAUGCAGGUGUGUCUUUGGGACACAAGUAUCCUGAUGAGUGAAGGUGCUGUGCUUCCAGCGAGCUCCGCUUCUUGCUCUGAAGAAGAUGGUGGGGUUUCCUGUUCUGCUGGCUUUCUCCUCCCUCUCCUCCUUCUCCAGGUACCCACCUGGUGCUCAGCAGCUCCUGGGUUUUCUGAGAAGGGACCACCUGAACCUAUCAUGGUCCUGCUAAGGGCAGAUGCCACUCUGCCCUGCCAGCUGUCCCCUGAGCAGAGUACAGCCCACAUGCACAUACGGUGGUACUGAGCCCAGCUGUCCCCCGCUGUGCUUGUGUACCAGAACGGACAGGAACAAGGUGGAGAGCAAAUGCUGGAGUACCGUGGCAGGACAGAGUUGGUGGCAGACUCCGUCUGCAAGGGGGCCGUGGCCCUGCUGAUCCACCAUAUCCAUGACAAUGACCAGUACCAUUGUCAUUUUAAAAAUGGUCACAUCUCCCAGGAGGCCAUUGUGGAGCUAUAGAUUAUAGGCUUGGGCUCUGUCCCUCACACUCACAUGAUGGGGCCUGAGGAUGGCAGGAUUCGAGUGCUGUGCUCCUCAGGUGGCUGGUUCCCAAAACCCAGGUUGCAGUGGAGUGAUGUGGGGGGAGUGGAGCUCCCAUCCCUUUCCGAGCCUCAGACCCAAGAUGGAGAUGGGCUCUUCCACACGGAGGCAUCGCUUGUGGUCAUGGACUGUUCUCUAGAGGUGAUCUGCUCCAUCCAGAAUCCCCUCUCUGGGCAGGAGAAAGUGUCAACCAUCUUCCACCCAGACCCCUUCUUCCCCAAGAUGUCGCCGUGGAAGGCAGCCCUGGCUGGGACGCUCCCUGUGCUGGUGCUCCUCCCCAUCGGGAUCAGCUGCACUGGCUGGAGAGAACAUCAAGCCAAAGAGAGAGAAGUAGAGAAGAAGAAGAAAGAAUCUCAUGAAAGAGCAAAGAAUGAGAAAGAAAUGGCACUUAAUGCCAAAGAUAAUUUGGAAAGGUGAAAGAAAUUAUAUGCUGCAGAUUGGAAGAAAGCCCUGUCAUAUCCUGACUGGAGGAAGGAGCAGGUUGAGCUUAAUGAGCAUCAUAAAAAUUUUUGCCAGAACAAUUCUGACCCAGAAAGCAAAGAAAACUUGAGAGGCACGCCUCCUCCAGGCUCCGGCGCUCCACGCUCGGGUGUCUCCAUACAGGCCAUAGAGAACUCCAGGAACGGCAGCCCAGUGCAGCUUAAUAUGCUACUUGGAAUGGGUCAGUAUGGAGCUCCUGAAGAGCAGGCUAAAAUAGAUCCCCAGGUUUUUAUUCAAGGCUCCCAGGCGGCUUCCCGUGCCCUAAAAAUGGUCCUGGAAGCUAAAGUCCAGGGACCUGGCCCCUUUAUUAACAUUCGACAAGGGUUCAGGGAAGCUUAUUUAGACUUUGUUGACAGAUUACAGGAAGCAAUACAGAAGCAAGUUGAGAAUCUGGAUCUUCAGAGUUAG
Molecule: messenger RNA, 1539 nt
Organism: Pteronotus mesoamericanus
Lineage: Eukaryota; Metazoa; Chordata; Mammalia; Chiroptera; Mormoopidae
Product: butyrophilin-like protein 1
Biological process (GO): viral process; regulation of cytokine production; T cell receptor signaling pathway
Cellular component (GO): external side of plasma membrane
Molecular function (GO): signaling receptor binding
Source: RefSeq, a predicted model, not a curated record